Aspergillus versicolor CBS 583.65 is the source of this 956-nucleotide messenger RNA. RefSeq lists its product as uncharacterized. The coding region runs from base 201 to 725 and encodes 174 amino acids. NCBI's taxonomy places the organism in Eukaryota, Fungi, Ascomycota, Eurotiomycetes, Eurotiales, Aspergillaceae. The record is from RefSeq and is a predicted model, not a curated record. The transcript has a single exon.
UAUUGCCUGCCCCUCCCACCGACGCCUCGAAUCCGCCUCAUCCGCCUCACCACCGCGCUAGGCUGUGCGUUUAUGAUCAACUCCCCUCACCUACGUCCUGACCACCGCGACACUUUUCCGUCUACAGCUGUGCCACAAACCAUUCCUUCCUUUGCUCUCAUUCCCCCGGAUCCCAGCCUAACCCGCUGAAGCUUGGCCUUAUGGCGGGAAACGGACAACAUAACCCGCCGCUCAACUACAACUAUGACGAUGAAUAUAUCACGGCCCUCCUUUUCGAUAUGGUCGUGCCGCCGAUCAUGGGCGGGGGCGGAUCGCAGACCUAUCAAUCCGGGUCGGCGCAGGUACAGCAUGAUCCUUAUUUGACUCAAGGAACCCAAGCCGACAAUUCCCAGUAUCACGGGAGCUCUCUGGUCCAGGGCUUCCCGAAUGGAGCUUCUUUGGGUCAUUCUAAUGCUCAGUCGCCCCUGGGUUUUUCAGCGGUACCCCCUUUGCAGUACGGAAACCCCCAGUCAACUCUAGGCUUUGAGAAUGGUGGUGGGCGGGUAAUGUAUACUGAGCCGAAUUUGACCACUGUUGCGCAUGCUCCGGCACUCGAAGAUCCUCACUUGGAUUUGGGCCUCCUGGGGGGGACUACUAAUCGGCAACCCACUAUCCAGCCGGGCCCUAGCUACUUCACUGCGAGGCUUAACCCCCCCCAGGCUCAAUAUGUUAGUUCUCCCAUAUAGACCCCCGUGAGCUGCCUGGUGGCUGACUAUGACCAAAGCCAGGUGUUUCGCCACAAUUGACUCCCUACCAGCCGAGAGACGAUAGCUCCGGCUCCAACAACUUCAGGGCUCCGAACGCAUUUGAAGCUCAAUCGAAUGAACCGAGUAGUUCCAACACCAUACCGCAUCGAGAGCAGUUCAUUAAGGUCUAUCGGAUUCUUGAAGAGUUGUUGCACAGCAAUGGCACUUCAU